Colletotrichum graminicola M1.001 is the source of this 567-nucleotide messenger RNA. RefSeq lists its product as uncharacterized. The record is from RefSeq and is a predicted model, not a curated record. The transcript has a single exon. Bases 1 to 567 code for a protein of 188 amino acids. Lineage: Eukaryota; Fungi; Ascomycota; Sordariomycetes; Glomerellales; Glomerellaceae.
AUGACCGAGUCAACACAACAACCCGCGGGAUCUUCCCCGGCCCUUCCGCAGACCCCUCCCCUCAUCCAUAACGCCGCCAUCGCGGCCUCGGUACUCUGCCCGCUCAUCAUGUUGAUGCCUCCGCGGCGGCGCGACUGGCGCUUCUACAUGCUUGCGACGGGCUUCACGGCCUCAAUGAACCAGCUCAUCUACGACUGGACGGGCCAGUCCGUCUACCAGGGCGUGCAGUCGCGCUUCGCGCGCAUGUUCCCCACGGCACUGCCCGAGCAGGCCCAGCGCACCAAGCAGCUCCUCCGCGAGGAGCGCAUGCGCCGCGAGGGGCUGACGGAGGAGCAGAUGCGCGCCAUCGAGUACAAGAAGCGCAACCUCGCGCAGCGGCUGUGGUACGGCGAAGAGCCCGAGGACUGGGACGCCAAGAGGGGCGCCGAGCACGCCAAGGCGCUGGCAGAGGGCAAGGGGUUGGGUGACCUGAUCGUUGAGCAGGUCGCCGAGGUCUGGAGCAGCGCGAAGAAGGACGAGAGCAAGAGGGAGGGCGGGGACGAUAACGAUGAUGAGAAGAAGGCGUGA